GUCGUCAGACGCUAUUUAAAUCAUCCGAUUCUCUCUGUGUUUUAUUCUUGCUCUGACAUUCUUUAUACUUCAGUCUGAUUACCAGAACUUCUUGAUUGGAUUAGCUGUAAAGCAACAAUAAUGGCCGAUGCAGCAAGAGAAGGGACGGGGGCCACCAUGUUUUCUCCAUACAAGAUGGGCAAGUUCAAUCUCUCACACAGAGUGGUGCUUGCACCGAUGACGAGAUGCAGAGCUUUGAAUGGCAUUCCGAAUUCAGCGCUGGCGGAGUAUUAUGGGCAGCGCUCAACUCCCGGCGGAUUUCUCAUUAUUGAAGGAACCAUGAUCUCCCCUUCUGCCGCCGGGUUUCCACACGUCCCUGGGAUUUACAGAGAAGAACAAGCGGAGGCAUGGAGGAAGGUAGUGGAUUCUGUUCAUGCCAAAGGAGCCAUCAUAUUCUGUCAACUCUGGCAUGUUGGCCGAGCAUCUCAUCAAGUUUAUCAACCUGGUGGGUGUGCACCGAUAUCCUCGACGAGCACCCCCAUAUCCAAAAGGUGGAGAAUUCUGAUGCCAGAUGCAACACAUGGCAUUUAUCCGAAGCUUCGAGCCUUAGAAACCUCUGAAAUACUGGAGGUGGUGGAGGAUUACCGUCGGGCAGCAGUGAAUGCCAUUCGAGCAGAUAUUGUAGUUAGAAAGGAUGAUAUUCACGAUCAUUUGGAUGGCCCAGCUACCAUUUUGGUAAACCCUUGUAAUUGAUAGUAUUCUUGAUUGAAAUUACGGCAACAGUAUUUGUAAUGAAUUUGUUAGGCAUAUGACCUA
Tripterygium wilfordii is the source of this 795-nucleotide messenger RNA. Its product is annotated as 12-oxophytodienoate reductase 3-like. The record is from RefSeq and is a predicted model, not a curated record. The transcript has 5 exons. Gene Ontology annotation, molecular function: oxidoreductase activity; FMN binding. Gene Ontology annotation, cellular component: peroxisome. The coding region runs from base 121 to 732 and encodes 203 amino acids. Gene Ontology annotation, biological process: oxylipin biosynthetic process; jasmonic acid biosynthetic process. NCBI's taxonomy places the organism in Eukaryota, Viridiplantae, Streptophyta, Magnoliopsida, Celastrales, Celastraceae.